Messenger RNA from Equus caballus (horse), 2169 nucleotides. RefSeq names its product H2A clustered histone 11 (gene H2AC11). Gene Ontology annotation, biological process: heterochromatin formation. Gene Ontology annotation, molecular function: DNA binding; structural constituent of chromatin; protein heterodimerization activity. Gene Ontology annotation, cellular component: nucleosome; chromatin. The record is from RefSeq and is a predicted model, not a curated record. NCBI's taxonomy places the organism in Eukaryota, Metazoa, Chordata, Mammalia, Perissodactyla, Equidae.
UGCUGGUUGUUUGAGGUGAAGUUGAAGAGAUCAUUAUGUCUGGACGAGGCAAGCAGGGAGGCAAAGCUCGUGCCAAGGCCAAGACCCGCUCUUCUCGGGCCGGGCUGCAGUUCCCCGUGGGCCGAGUGCACCGCCUGCUCCGCAAGGGCAACUACGCCGAGCGGGUCGGGGCCGGCGCGCCGGUGUACCUGGCGGCGGUGCUGGAGUACCUGACGGCCGAGAUCCUGGAGCUGGCGGGCAACGCGGCCCGCGACAACAAGAAGACGCGCAUCAUCCCGCGCCACCUGCAGCUGGCCAUCCGCAACGACGAGGAGCUCAACAAGCUGCUGGGCAAAGUGACCAUCGCGCAGGGCGGUGUGCUGCCCAACAUCCAGGCCGUGCUGCUGCCCAAGAAGACCGAGAGCCACCACAAGGCCAAGGGCAAGUAAUGGCCUAGAUUAGUUUACAGUAUGUCGAAUAAGUCGAGUCCAAACCAAAGGCUCUUUUCAGAGCCACCCAUCUUUUCUGGAAAAGAACUUAACGCUUGUUUUACAUUGGAUGAGAAAGUAAGAUUUACCGGGAAAAGUUGAGUCACAACUAUCUUUUUGAAAGCAAAACAUCAUUGAUUAAAAGCAAAACUGCAGGGACAGUAAGGUUUGUAUCUCACCUAAAAAGUUAUUUGAAGUGAUUGUGAGUAGACCUAUUAGAUCUCUUGCUUAAACAUCUAGUUGACGUGCGUCCAUAAGGAGCCGUUAUGUUCCUCUGUUUCUGAAAUGUGGUAGAAAAGUACUGCCCUGCUUCGAAUUUAGGAGACGAUGCAGCAAGCAGCUGACCACCAAGGCUGCCUGCAAGGGAGCGCCGGCCACGGGCGGCGUGAAAAAGCCCCCCUGCUACCCGGCUAGCACGGUGGCCCUGCGCGAGAUUCGUGACUACCACAAGUCCACCGAGCCUGCUGAUCCGCAAGCCGCCAUUUCAGCGACUGGUGCUCGAGAUCCUGCAGGGCUUUAGACCGAACUGCACUUCUAGAGCUCGGUCUCGGUAGCGGUGGAGGAAGGGUGCGAGGCCCACCUAGUGGGGCUCUGCAGAGACAGCAAUCUGUGCAUCAUCGAUGCCAAACGCAUCACCAUCGGGCUCAAGGGCAUCCAGCCCCGCUACAGAUCAACGGAGAUCUUCAUGACACCAUAGUCUACCCCGCCCAAAGCUGUCUGUCAGAGCCACAUACAUUUUUCCAAAGAGUACUUAUGCUGUGAGCCACUCCGCUCACCGCCACCUUUAGUUUUGCUAAAUGAAAUGAGUAAAAUGUUGGGAUUACAUCUGUAGGUGUGACACCAUUCUGGAGCCCAGGAAAGAUCUCUCGUGUUUGGGAUGCGCCUAAAAUCUGAAGAGCCGUUGCCUAAGGAGAAUUUGGCAAGGUAGUUAUUUCUAACAAAGUCCGAACCAAUCAAGACGUUUGAGGAAAUAUUUACCAUAACUAUUGCCAUUGAAAUGUAAAGUUGCUAAUCACAUAGGCUGUUAAACUUCUGCCUCACAGACUUAAAAAUGUGUGUGGGGUAAGGAAAAUAUAAAUGAGGUUAGGGUAUGGUUCCACAAAGGGGCUGUUUAUAAGUGUUGGAGGCUCCUGACAGAAACUGAGGCCUCUCAGCAAAUCUAACAUGGUUAUCUAUGGAAAAGGGCUAUUUAAUGUGACAUUACAAGUAACUUCUGUUGUUUUUGUAACUAAAUAAGGAAUACCCCUGCCAAUGGUGUUUAUUGCCUAGGUUGCACAAUCUUGCCUCCUACUCUGCUCACUGAACUCCUUUAACCAAUGUCAUCUGAAAAAAAAGGCGUACUUUUUUUUUCUUGAAUAUCAUAGACACCUUUGACUGUGUGGUGACAUUUAUGGAAAACCUUCUCAGAAUGUUUUAAGUGUAUAAAAGGAAAAAUUGCAAAAGAAAAUUAUUACAUUACAGUUAUCAAAGUAUUUUUAAAAAUAAAUUUGAUAGAAGACAUACGUGCUUAUAUAGUUAGCACAUUACAGAAUACAGUCUUUUGGUGAGCUUAAUAAAUGCCAUCAGUAAUUAAAUGAGUAUAAAUGAUGGUUCAGGAUAACUCAUUGUUAUGAGAAAUAAGACAUCUGUGAUUUCCGUUGGGUAACAAAGUAACAGGUACUGAGGUUUGUGACCUAAAUUCAUAAUAAACUAAAAUGCCAAA